Molecule: messenger RNA, 468 nt
Organism: Ilex paraguariensis (yerba mate)
Lineage: Eukaryota; Viridiplantae; Streptophyta; Magnoliopsida; Aquifoliales; Aquifoliaceae
Source: the annotation of a GenBank genome assembly
AUGUUGAUUAAGGAAAGUGGAAUGCAAGUACCCACUGUUAUCGAAAAAGGAGAAGCCAUCAUUGAUCAACGAGGGAGCUUAAGAGAGGGAGGCAUCGGCACUGGAGUGGAGAUGCCAUUGGGCCCCUACUAUUGCUAUUGCGAGCCUGAUGAGGCAUCUCAGGCUAUUUUGGGGGCCACUUUAGGCACUGAACUGGGCAGCAAUCUGGGCGCCACUUUGGGUGCUAAAUGGGGCAGUCUGGAUGCCACAUUAGGCGUUGAACUGGGUAGCAGUCCGGGCGCCACCUUGGGCGCUAAACAGGGUAGUCUGGGUGCUAGUUUAGGCGCUGAACUGAGCCAUCAAGCGCCAAAAGGCAAGGGUCCAGGUAAGCAAAGAAGAGCAAGAGGGAUGACGAGCUUGGAUGGGGAGGAGUUGGGCACCCUUGGCCAGGCGUUCCGAGGCCUGGGCCGCCCAGGCACUGGGCACUGA